GUUCGGUGUGGUAGAGUGACUUCCAUUCACUAAAACAAUGUGCCAGAACUGAAGAAGCUGCGGCUGCCUUCCACGAAAGUGGGAAAAUGUUAAUCCAUGAAAGAGCCCAUUUUUGCUCAGGAGGAAUUGCAAGAAGUAUAUCUGAAGGAAACUUGGCUGACAUGGACUCCCCAAAGCUCUCAAAAAGUUGUGAUAUUACAGAAUGCCAAGACCCAGGCACACUUCCCGACUGGCCAGUUCCUGUUGCCCUUCAAGACAAGAAUGUCUGUAGAGCUACAAAUCCAUUCUGGAGCAAACUGUCUGCUUCUAACCCAUUUUUGGAUGACAUCACACACCUGAGAAGCAGCCAGAAGAGAUAUAAUAUUUCCAUUUUGAAGGAAGAUCCCUUUCUCUUUUUUAGAGAAACAGAACCUGAAAAUUCCUUCGAUUCCUCUGGUGAUGAACUUGACGCGCAUCGGUUGCUGAAGAAGCCUUCCUGCAGGAGAGCCGGGAGAUCGAAAAGUGUUUCAGAACUUCUGGACAUUUUAGACGACACAGUGCAUGCUCCUCAGAGUUUAAAUAACUCCCACCAGAUCCUGGUUCAAGACUUAGAAUGGCUGCAAGACGAUCGCGAGGCUUACAAGAUGGCCUGGUUAAGUCAACGGCAGCUGGCCCGCUCCUGCCUGGAUUUGGAUACCAUCAACCAGAGUCCUGGAUGGGCACAAACACAAGUCGCAGAGACCACUCUGGUGUGCAGAUUAACCCACCGAGGGGGGUCGGUGCAGCUGCCUGAAUCGGACAUCAGCGUCCACGUGCCCCAAGGUCACGUCCCUGCGGGAGAAGUCCAAGAGGUGGCUCUCAGGGCUUUCCUGGAUCCCCCACAAAUGCUUAACCAUGGGCUUUCCUGCACUGUGAGCCCACUGCUGGAAAUCACGUUGAGCAACCUGAACACGAAGGAAGCCAUUUUGCUGGAGAUGAAAAUUGGGGCUGAAGUAAGACAAGAUCCUCUCAGCCAAGUCAUGACCGAAAUGGCGUGUUUACGCAGCCUGGCUAAAGAGGGCCCUUUUGACGUGUUAGACAACUGCUAUGUGUAUAAAGACACCGUCCAAGUGAAGCUCAUCAACGUGAGUCAGGUGACAUAUCUAGUGGUGGUUGCCCAGGCUAAAGCUCUCCAGUCCCCAGCUGCCACCAUCUGGGACUAUAUUCACAAAACCACCUCGAUUGGCAUCUAUGGGCCCAAAUACAUACAUCCCAGUUUCACUGCUGUUUUCACAGUCUGUGGACACAAUUACCUGCCAGGAAAGCUUACAAUCCCUGACAUCAAGAAGGGUGGUAAAAACACAUCUCCAGUUGUGUUUCAUCUCUGGGGGAAGCAUUCCUUCAUUCUUGAUAAGCCCCAAGAUCUAAGUAUUUCUGUUGUUUCGUGUGAUCCUGAUUUUGAAGUGAAGGUAGAAGGAGAAAAGAAAGAAAUCAAGAAAAAGCAGUUGAAAGCUGGUGAAGUAGUUCAUCGACAGUUUUUAUUUUCUAUAGUUGAACCCAGAGAGUUGCGCUUGUUUGCUUUUCGUGUUCGGUUGGACACUCCUGAUGGCAGUCCAGUCACAGAGUUCAGUAUUACUACACCUGAUCCAGCCCCAAACCUAAAAAGACUCUCAAAUAUGUCAGCUUGUUUGCAGAAUGAGAAGGAAAUCAAGUCUGCUUCUUUAUUACCGACAGUGCUUGUUAAAUAUCCCAAAUUUCAAGAUAGAAAUUUGAACUUUACCAACUAUGGGGUAGCCAUGAAGACUGUGCUACGACAAAUCAAGAUUGACUACCUUCUGGAAUAUUUCAAAGGGGACACAAUAGCUCUCCUUGGAGAAGGAAAGAUAAAAGCCAUUGGGCAGUCCAAAGUGAAAGAAUGGUAUGUGGGAGUCCUCAGAGGGAAGAUUGGACUUGUGCAUUGCAAAAAUGUCAAGGUAAUUCCGAAGGAGCAAGUGAUGGCUAUAUCAGAUACUGUCUUUACAACCAAGAAUCUUCUUGAACAGAUUUCCCUGCCCUUCAAAAAACUGACUUAUAUCUACUCGGUUGUGUUGACCUUGGUGACGGAAAAAAUUUAUGACUGGAGAGUUUUAGCUGAUGUGCUGGGUUACUCCCAUCUGGCACUGGAAGAUUUUGAUCGAAUGCAUACAGACAAAGAAUCAGAGAAGGUUUCCUGUGUUGUAAAGAAGUUAAAGGAAGAUUGCCAUGAAGAGAGAACUACAAGGAAGUUUCUUUAUGAACUCACUGUGGCUCUGCUGAAGAUGGAUUGCCAAGGGCUAGUGGCACAUCUUGUCCAAGAGGCUAUCCUUCUGACAUCAGCUGUCAAGCUUGGAAAGGCCUGGAGGGAACUAGCUGAAAAGUUAGUACGACUCACGAAGCAACAAGUAGAGGCCUACGAAAUUCCUCACCGAGGAAAAGCUGGAGACGUGUGUGCGGAGAUGAUGUGGAAACCUGCCUAUGAUUUUCUCUGUACUUGGAGUGCUCACUACGGAAAUGGCUACAGAGACCUGCUACAAGAUCUUCAGUCAGCUUUGGACAGAAUGAAAAGCCCUGCGACCAAACAAUGGAGAGACCUAACUGGAGCUUUGAUACUUGUCAAUUCCUUAGAGGUUCUGAGAGCAACAGCGUUCUCCACGCUUGAGGAAGUAUAGAAAUCCAGGCAGUAUUUUGAGGGAUGGGGAGAAACAAAACAACUUUUAGGAUAAUCCUGUCAACAGGUGUCUAGAUAAAUUGGAGGCCCUCUGAACAAUGGGUGUUUCACCAGGAGGCGGGCUCACAGAGCCCAGAAGAAAGCACACCAGGGAGGCCAAUCCCAGUGCACGUCCUUUCUCUCCCCUCUCUCUCAUGCUCAGAGAGGCUUCCAGUCUUACACCCAGCUGUCCUGUGGAAAAACCAGGACUAGUGAGUACUGCUCAAGGUUAAAUACAGACCCAGGAAAAAGCUUGCAGAACUUGGUUCUACUUUUUUUUUUUUUUUAAAUCACACCACAUAGCAGGGUAUUCAACACACAAGAAUACAGAGGGAAACUCACGGGGAAAUGGGAGGAAUUGUUUCUCUUUUUCAUUGUCUCUUGAAAGACUGCUGAAAAGAAAACAUGACAUCAACAGAGUUCUGAUAUGCACUCACUCAUGAACCUGGAGUUUUCAUCAAUGACAUCGUUGGGAAUCAACAGUUCUGAUGCUCACUCACUCAUGGACCUGGCGUUUUCAUCUACUUCCUUCAGCCCCGACAUGGACUCCCUCCCCAGGAUUAUCAUGUAAAGUCAUUCUUGAGAGCUCAGGGAUUUUUAAUAACAAGGGGGAUUUAACAAAAUAAUAAAAACCAAAAACCUCUUUUACCACU
Messenger RNA from Lepus europaeus (European hare), 3336 nucleotides. It is a transcript of the gene MACC1, whose product is annotated as MET transcriptional regulator MACC1. The transcript has 5 exons. Gene Ontology annotation, molecular function: protein binding. Gene Ontology annotation, cellular component: cytoplasm. NCBI's taxonomy places the organism in Eukaryota, Metazoa, Chordata, Mammalia, Lagomorpha, Leporidae. Bases 87 to 2645 code for a protein of 852 amino acids. The record is from RefSeq and is a predicted model, not a curated record.